Messenger RNA from Daphnia carinata, 1379 nucleotides. RefSeq names its product annexin B9-like. Gene Ontology annotation, molecular function: calcium ion binding; calcium-dependent phospholipid binding. The transcript has 10 exons. The record is from RefSeq and is a predicted model, not a curated record. Gene Ontology annotation, cellular component: cytoplasm. The coding region runs from base 16 to 1116 and encodes 366 amino acids. NCBI's taxonomy places the organism in Eukaryota, Metazoa, Arthropoda, Branchiopoda, Diplostraca, Daphniidae.
UGGACACUUAUCUUGAUGACUACGGUUAUCCAGUAUCCGCAACAAGUGGGUGACCCGGGCGUUCUUACUCCCCCAGUCGGUCUGCAACCUGCUCCAGGUGGGAUAUAUCCAUCAAUUGCGCCAUUCGCUCCUUCAGCAGUUGGGUAUCAGCCACAACAACAACCAAUGGAACCAAAUAUUCCUACCGUGCAUCCGGCUUCGCCGUUUGAUGCUCGAGCCGAUGCGGAUGCUCUUCAUAAGGCCAUGAAAGGAUUAGGCACUGAUGAAAAGGCGCUCAUCACCAUACUGUGCCAUAGAACUAGCAGUCAACGUGCUGAAAUCAAUAGAGCCUACAAAUCAGGCUACGGAAAGGAUUUAGAGUCGAAAUUGAAAAGCGAAUUGAGUGGCGCGUUUGAGAAAGUAAUGAUUGCACUUUGUCUCCCAUUGGCCGACUAUAUGGCUCGUGAAAUGUACAUAGCCAUUAGUGGAUUGGGUACUAAUGAAGGGACGCUCGUUGAAAUACUUUGCAGCGGGACUAAUCAAGAGAUCCGUGACAUAAACGCAGCCUACGUAAGAUUGUACGGUCAUCCUAUGGAAAAGGACAUCAAAGGCGACACCUCUGGCACCUUCAAAAUGCUUCUCGUGUCGUUGGCACAGGGUCUAAGAGAUGAGAACCAAGUGGUUGACGUAGCACAAGCCAAGGCGGAUGCCCAACGUUUGUUCCAAGCCGGAGCGGCCAAAUUGGGUACCGACGAAAGUGCUUUUAAUUCAAUUUUAGCGACUCGCAGUUGGGCUCACUUGCGCCAAGUAAUGACUGAGUAUCAAGCUAUGCACGGCCACAGUUUGGAAAAGGCUGUAAUUAGCGAGUUCUCAGCUAACGCGGAGAAGGGCCUUUUAGGAAUAUUGCAGUGUGCCGCAAAUCGGCCGGGGUAUUUUGCCCAGCGCCUGCAUAACGCCAUCGUAGGAAUGGGCACAAAAGACCAAAAUCUUAUCCGCAUUAUUGUGAGUCGUUGCGACGUCGAUCUAGGCAACAUCAAACGAGAAUACGAAAAAUUAUUCAAAAGAAGUCUCCAUGCAGACGUUUCGGGCGAUACAUCAGGGGAUUAUAAAAAGGCUCUUCUAGCUCUUCUUGGCUGAUAAAGCAUUCAGUUGCCAAAAAUUGAAGACCAGUUCUCCUUAACUGUAGCUAACUUUUGAUUGGUUUCAUUUUGUAAAAAUUACUUGCCUUUGUGAUUUGGCUGUGAUUACGUUACAUCUAUUAUUGCGUGGCAAUUGUCACGACACUGUUUUGCUUCCAAACUUUAAUUCCGCAGCGUCCAUUAUUUCAAUUGGCUUCUAUACAAUAUGUCCAUGUCUCAUAGAAAUCCAACAUAGUUAAUACAAGGGAAAAGAUUAUUAAA